This is a messenger RNA of Orbilia oligospora ATCC 24927, 5619 nucleotides long. RefSeq lists its product as uncharacterized. Lineage: Eukaryota; Fungi; Ascomycota; Orbiliomycetes; Orbiliales; Orbiliaceae. The transcript is spliced from 5 exons. Gene Ontology annotation, biological process: positive regulation of transcription by RNA polymerase II. Gene Ontology annotation, cellular component: nucleus. Gene Ontology annotation, molecular function: ATP hydrolysis activity; ATP binding; chromatin binding. The record is from RefSeq and is a predicted model, not a curated record. The coding region runs from base 1 to 5619 and encodes 1872 amino acids.
AUGCCAAGUCGUAAUCGAAAGGGCCCAAGUAUCACAAGUCUCGCUGUUGACCCAGAGACCCUCGGGGAGGAUUCUCAGGACUCCGAUUUCGACCCGAAGGCUUCUCACGCCUCACCAUCCAAAAGACAAACUCGGACUCCUAAAAAAGGUUCCACCAAUCCCUCGAAGAGGUCUAAGUCUCGCAAGAAACGCGAAGAGUACGACGAAGAAGACGACGAAGGGAACCUUAGUAGAGGCUCCUGGACCAGUCCUUCUAGCUCUGAAGACGAAGACGAGCUUGAGAUGAACGCUGCUGGACGCCCGGCCAGAAGAGCAGUCAAGAACAAUACAGCAAACUAUCGAGAGUCGUCUUCUUCUGGUUCGGAAGGAGAGGAACCACGCUUCUCAGGCGAGGAAGAGGAAGAGGCUACGUUUACCGACGAAGACGUCAAACCGAGAAACCGCAAGGCCAAAGGUGGUAAAACGGCCCAAAAGCAGGCCCCUAAGAAAGCUCCCGCUGCUUCAAGGCGUGGCCUUAGGCGCCCGGUUAUCCGUGACGAGGACGAAGUUAGUGUCCCGCCCACUGACGACGAGACGGAACAUCAGAAAAAGUCUCUUCUAGUUACACUUCACGUCGACAAAUCUAAACUUGCCGCGCUACAACAAAACGAAAUGCCUCGAAAAGGAAGUGCCUCUUCCGCUGCUGCCGCUGCCGCUGCCGCUGCCCCUCCGCUGCAGCGAAGAUCCUCUCGCCUAGCCUCUUUACCACCCGAGAACACUGGGGAUGAGCUUCCAGCACGUACACGUGGGAAAUCCCGGGAGCUCACUCAGUCACCUACUGGUCGAAAUAGACGGUCGCGUAGUGUUAGUCGUCCGACAACAGGGAACAAGGGUCCCUCGGCAGCCCCUGGCCGCCCUAGGAGGGUCACUCGCGCCACAAGCAGAGCUGGCAGUGAAGAAGCGGGAAGUGUUGAUGCUCCUUCGGAUAUGGAAGUGGAACCCGCUGUUCCUAAUGCUCUUGCGAUGUCUCGCAUAACAGAAGAAUCGACACAGCAUUCUUCUGCCAAGCUGACCAACGGUAACGGCUCUGGGUCAGCAGACAAAGAUGGGACUUUCCACCUUGGCAACAACGAAGAUGGGGGAGACGUUGCUCUGAAGAAGGAAGCCGUCGAGACCGGUAUCUUUCCUGACGACGGGGAUGAUGAAGAAGAUGCCCAAGUCAGAGGUGAUAUCGCGGACAUCAAUAUGGAAGACGAUGAUGAUGACGAUGAACCGGUUAUUGGCCGUCGGACCAGAUCUGCGGCUAAGCGACAACUCACCCCUCCAUCAAAUUUUGCUACUCCUAAAAAGCAACCUUCUCGUAAGUCUAAGCGUAGCAGUAAGGACAGCGACGAUGAAUAUGAGGAGGAUGAUGGUGAGGAAGGGCCUGAGCCUGAGGAUUCGGAUAGCGACCGGCCUGAGCCGCAGGACGAUGACGACGACUAUGGGAAUGAUAAUAGGGGCCGUCGUACCCGAGCCGCUUCGCAGAAGAAGCGACGACGCAGCCAGAUGUCCACUGACCCCCCGGAUCUUGAUCUAGAUGAGUUGGCAGAGGAAGCCCGUGAUCUCGGAAAAGAGCGCAAGCGGACACGGCGCGAAAACCUAUACCGCCACGUUGAAGAAGAUUCUAGUCAAAAUAGAAGACCCCGCCGAGCGGCAGAGAAACCCGUAGACUAUAGAGUCUUUCGACCUGAGGAAAAUUUUAUCAUUGAUGAUGAUGGUUCUCCACCGCCGACUAUUAUCGGUAAGAAGAAUGGGAGGAGAGGCAAGAACGGUGGCCCCGGCGCUCGACCACUCUUCAACACCUUGGGCAUCUUUGGAGGCAUUGGCCAAGAACGAUCUAUUCUUAAUUCUGAUCGCAACCUCGGAUUUAAUGAUUCCGAUAGUAGUGAUGACGAUAUCCAAAUGAUGCCCACAGGAGGUACGGAUGCGAUUGCUCCGCUUAUUGGCUCUGGUGGUAAACGCGAUUCUAUCUCUCGUGCUGGAGGGAUGGGGGCACAUGGUACCCCCAUGGAUAUGGGCAAGAUUACACCUCACCAAAAGCAAAAUCUUGCUGAUGCCGAUCCUAUUGGUAUUGACCCUAAUGUGGACUUUUCCAAGGUCGGAGGACUGGGAGAGCAUAUCAAUCAGUUGAAAGAGAUGGUGGCGUUGCCUUUAAUGUACCCUGAGAUAUUCCAGGGUCUCGGGUUAACGCCACCACGUGGUGUGCUGUUCCACGGCCCCCCAGGUACUGGUAAAACAUUGCUUGCCAGAGCACUUGCGAACUCCUGUAGUGCGAACGGCAAACAGAUUACUUUCUACAUGAGGAAAGGUGCGGAUAUUCUUAGUAAGUGGGUUGGUGAGGCGGAAAGGCAGAUCAGGCUGUUGUUUGCGGAUGCGAGGAAGAACGCACCUAGUAUUAUCUUUUUUGAUGAAAUUGAUGGUCUCGCACCUGUCAGAUCCAGCAAACAGGACCAAAUCCACGCCUCUAUCGUUUCUACCCUUUUGGCUCUAAUGGAUGGCAUGGAUGGCCGCGGUCAAGUCAUUAUUAUUGGCGCGACUAACAGGCCUGACUCUAUUGAUCCCGCUCUCCGACGCCCUGGCCGGUUUGAUAGAGAGUUCUACUUUCCAUUGCCAGACAAAGUUUCCCGCCGAUCUAUCAUCGACAUCCACACGGCAGGCUGGAGCCCACCUCUUUCUGACGCCUUCAAGAGCGAGCUGGCCAGUAUAACCAAGGGGUACGGUGGUGCUGAUCUCCGAGCCCUUUGCACAGAAGCUGCGUUGAAUGCCGUGCAGAGACAGUAUCCGCAGAUUUACAAGGAUACUGACAAGAAAUUCUUGAUCGAUCCCAAAAAGAUCGAAGUCAAUGCACGUGAUUUCAUGAUUUCGGUGGAAAAGAUUGUGCCUUCUAGCGAGAGAUCUUCUACUUCCGGUGCUGCUCCUUUGCCUGAGCAUAUUGCUCCAUUACUCACGCCGACACUUGACAUCAUCAAAGAUAAACUUAAUCAGAUAUUCCCAGAGAAGAAGAAGCAAACUGCAUUACAAGAAGCUGAAUAUGAGCCUUAUACCGAUGCGGAUGGCGGCUUCGGCAGGGAGAAGAUGUUGAAGGACUUCGAGAACACGAGAGUCUUCAAACCUAGACUUUUGGUUCAUGGGCCACAGGGGAUGGGGCAGGGAUACCUCGGUGCCGCUUUGCUGCACCAAUUUGAAGGAGCUCACGUCCAAACAGUCAACCUCCCCGUCCUAAUGGGAGACCCUGCCAAGAACGCGGAAGCGACUCUUAUUCAGAUUUUUACGGAGCUUAGAAGGCACAAGCCCAGUGUCCUCUAUAUACCUGAUCUUGAGAAUUGGUUCCAAGCUGUUUCGAAUGAUGUUCUUAUGACCUUCCUGCACCUUGUUGGAAGCAUCGGAAGUUCUGAGAGGAUAUUGAUUGUUGGAGUUACUAGCGCUGAGAUCAGCGAGAUCAGUGCAACUAUUGUUCGGGAUUUGUUCGGGUAUUCCAGAAAGUGUCGAGUACCCAUACUAAAGGCCCAGGCAGUACAACGAGAGGAGUUCUUUAAGCGCGUAAUAGGGUUUAUUAGGAAGAGCCCGAGAGAUUUCCCAGACCCUACUAUGCGUCCAAAACGCAAGAUUGAACAACUGCCUCUGGCACCACCACCACCACCAAAAGUUCAGACUAAAGAGGAGACUAAGUCCCAAAAGCAAGCUGACAAAUAUUACAUCCACCAAUUGAAAGUCCGGCUCAUGCCCAUCAUCGAUAUGCUCAAAGUCAAAUAUAAACGGUUCAAACGACCUUUCAUUCCUCAGGAACGGUUGGAACAACUCGGCAGACCGGAAUUUAAUGACGACGUGGUAGCCAGUGAUAUUCCUCCAGUCACCGAUCUUCAGCUUGUCAAGGAUAGCGAGGGAACCGAUAUGAUCCUUGAUAUUCACAAGGAUAAGAGGUUCUACAACCUAGAUUUAGAAGUUAUUGAAGAGCGUGUCUUUAAUGGGUAUUAUGUGAAGCCCAGCCAGUUUGUGCAAGAUAUCCAGUAUUUGAUGUUGGAUUGUCAAGCUAGCGGAGAUAGAUCUGCACUCCUAUUGGGUAGUGAGAUGAUGACAAAUGUCGAAAUCUCGAUCUUUGAUUUGGAGAAGGAGAACCCUCAGUGGGUUGCCGGGUGGCAGGAUGUAUGGAAUAGAGCGGAGGCUAGGAGACUAAAGAAGGAUGAAGAAGGCAAGAGUGGCGGUAUCAGAGGUACCCUUGCUGCUAUUACCGAAAGCGGAGAGGAGAGUACUCCCAGGGCCGAGCCUUCUGCACUGGAAACACCUGCUCAGGCUGGUCCGAGCACCACAGAUACAAGACGUGUGUUUACUCUGCAUACACCAGCAGCACAGUAUCAGCAAGCUCAAAUGAUGAUGCCACCCCUUCUACCUCCUUUGAUGCCGCCACUAGCGGAGGAACAUGCAGAACAGAGUUCUAAUUCUAAUGGGUACAUCGCCGCGAGCGAGGCAGGGGCUAAGGAUAGCGAUGGAGAUGCGGUUAUGAGCGAUAUUGCUGUUGGUGGAAGUACGAGAGCCGCAACCGCGAUUUCAAGUGCCACGCCAGGUCCAGCUGCGUCAGAUAGUAACGUCAGCAGCACCUUUAAGACAGCAGCUCAGAGCAUCCCCCCAGAAAGCCAUGUUGGACAACCGCAACCAUCAGCAACUUUGGUCCACGGUACCCAACAUUCGACAAUGGUUUCCUCCGUAGCUAACACACAAAGAAGCGGAGCCGGUGGAGGCAAGUACUCGUCGGCUGUGGUAGUUAGUACCACCCAGUCGCAGUUCGAGCAAAACACGCUGAACGCCAGCUCUACGACUUCUGGUGGAAAGGAAAAUAGUAAUGCUACGCGACCUAGUCAAGGUAGUCAUCCCGCUUCUAGCAGUAGCGGUGGAAGAACUACCGAUGUUCCGCAGGACACACCACCUGCAAGACCUUAUCAGUUUGGUAGCGACAUGGCAAGCUUGGGAAGUACGAAUAGUGCGAGGACCCAGCACCUUAUGCGGCACGCAUCGACAACCACGGGCUAUGAGCAUCCGAUUGAGAUUGGAGAUAGUCAGUUGCCGGAUACACAGCCAGUUGCAUCCUCUGAUGGAAGCGUACCUAGUCAGUUCGCCUUUGGACCAGAUCUGAGGAGCACACAGGCCACAAACGGCUCGCAGCAGUCACCGCUUGCCGCUCUCGCGAUUCGGCAGGCCGCUACAGCCGCUAGAAUGGCUGAGCUCGCCGGAGCGGGACCUUCACCUUCAUCAUCCGCCCCACCAAUCAUUCGACGUCCACCAACCCCUGACCCUGAUCCACCACUUCAGCUUGACGAAGAAGAGUUGGGCAAUUUCCACAGAUACCUGGUUCAGACUUCGCAUGAUUACACAAUCGAACAACUGGAGCAGGUGAAUGCGGCGAUAAUGGAUUUGGUGUGGCAGUAUAGGGCGGACUGGGAUCGGAAUAAGAUUUUGAGGGAGGCAAAGGAAGUGGUUAAGGAGGUUGUGGAGGAUAUUGAGGAGAUGGAUCGGCUGUUGAGGAUUAGUAAGGCGAGGGCAAAGGCGGAAGAGGACACAAGGGACAUCAGCUAUGGUGAUGUUUUGACUAGUGAGAUUGGUUGA